UCCGGCGGUCAAAUUGCGAUGGCCGUAUGCGCAUGUUUAUGCGCGCCCACUGUUUGUCUGUAGUCUCGAGACGAGACGAAUAGAUUUGUUGCCGCGCUUCACGGUGACGUGAAAAGCGAGUUUACUCCACAUAGCUCAUGAAGUGGCUGUCGCGGCGUGCCCCUGCAACAGAAAAUAGGAAGGCCAAAGUGGUACAGGUGUUCCCUGGGAGGGCCGCUGACGGCAAAAUGUAAUUGGCGAGUGCAGUUCUUUACCACCCUGCUACUCCCAAGCGCAAUCCCCUGACAAACCUCUACCCCGUGUGUGCAUUAUUCCGUAGUUGAAAAAAAAAAAAAAUGUCUGAGACUCGCUUCUGCAUCGAGUACGCUAAACGUGGCACCGCGGGUUGCAAGAAGUGCAAGCAAAAGAUCGAAAAGCAAGCGCUGCGCAUCGGCAAGAUCGUACCUAACCCGUUCUCCGAUAGCGGCGGCGAAAUGAAGCAGUGGUUUCACGUGGAGUGCAUCUUCGAGCAGCUGUCGCGGUCCCGCGCGACCACAAAGAAGAUAGAAGACGCCGGAGACCUUGAAGGUUGGAGCGAGAUCGAACCGGACGAUCGCAAGCUAGUCCUGAAGCACAUUAACGAACUGUCUGAAAAAAAUGGAGUCGCCGUAAGCCCUGGUAAGCGAAAGGCAAACGAUUCCGACGGUGGUACGCCUUCUAAAAAGAAGAAAGUGCUGACGACUUCGACGUCUCAGGGAUCAGAUGACACGGGGGAAGAGCUAGACCUGGGAGACCUGGAGGCGUCGCCCGAGCGGACUUCGAAGACCAGCAAGGACGACGCCUUCAAGGAGUUCCGCAAGCUGUGCGCUGCCAUCGCCGAGGAGUCGACCUACACUGGCAAGACCGCCAUAGUGGCGAGGUUCUUCAAAGAGGGUUGUACCCGCAAGGGUUUCACGGGCGACCUCUACCUCUGGGUCAAGUUCCUCCUUCCCAUGGUGAACAAGCGGGUGUACAACCUUCAGAGCAAACAGCUCGUCAAGGUCUUCAGCCGCAUCUUUGGCAACGGUUGCCACGAAGAAAUGAUCGAGGACCUCGAACAGGGUGACGUGGCGCACACGGUUGGCACCUUCUUCGAGAAGUACGGCACUCCGGCUAGCAAGAGCAUGCUCACCAUGCAGGACGUGGACGCCUACCUGGAACGUCUCUCGAAACUCACCCGAGAAGACGACCAGACGCAGCUCCUGAGGCACCUGAGCGCCCGCUGCACGGUCAACGACCUGGUCAUGAUCGUUAGGCUCAUCAAGCAUGACAUACGCAUCAACUCUGGUCCGAAACAUAUCUUGGAGGCCCUCCACCCCGACGCGUAUCAGGCCUUCCAGGCAUCCCGAAACCUGGAGGACGUUGUGAGGACCUCGAAAGAAGGCAACGUCAGUGUCUCGGCCAGCCUGAUGACCCCAAUGAUACCGAUGCUAGCGGAACCCUGCGGUUCGGUGGAUGAUGCGUUCAUUAAGUGUCCCAACGGCAUGUAUGCCGAGAUCAAGUACGAUGGCGAGCGUGUACAGCUACACAAGAAGGGCUCUGAGUUCUUGUUCUUCAGCAGAAGCUUGAAGCCAGUGUCUGCGCAUAAGGUUCAGCACCUGAAAGACUUCAUACCUAAGGCUUUCAAGCACGGCCACGACUUGGUCCUUGACAGCGAAAUCCUCAUGGUCGACACACACACGCAAAAGCCGCUGCCCUUUGGAACACUGGGCAUCCACAAGCGAGCAGCCUUCAAGGACGCGUCCGUGUGCCUUUUUGUCUUUGACUGCCUCCACUACAACGGCAAGAGCCUGCUGGAUCGGACACUGCGUGAGCGCCGGGAGAUCCUCCAGGCCAACAUGUCGCCCAUCAGGAACCACAUUGUGUUCAGUGAGCAGCAUGUGAUCACGACGCGUGAGAAGCUGCGAGACCUCAUCAACGACGUUCUUUCUCAGGGCCUUGAAGGUCUUGUGCUCAAAAACCCCGAUGGCGUUUAUGAACCAGGAAAGCGACAUUGGCUCAAGGUUAAGAAGGACUACCUUGAGGGUGGAAGCAUGGCAGAUUCAGCAGACCUUGCAGUGCUUGGAGCAUACUUUGGUACUGGAAGCAACGGUGGCAUCAUGUCUAUCUUUCUGAUGGGCUGCUGGAAUCCGGCAACCGGCCGCUGGUGUACCGUCACCAAAGUCCACGGUGGCCACGAUGACAAGACACUCGAGCGACUUCAGACGGAACUGGAAAUGAAGAAGAUAUCACGGCAGAUGGAGCGUGUGCCUGCGUGGCUUGAUGUCGAGAAGGUGCUGGUGCCAGACUUUGUCGCCAAGGACCCGGACUUGACACAGGUUUGGGAGAUAGCCGGUGCCGAGUUCACUCGAGCCGAGGUGCACACCGCGGAUGGUAUCUCGAUCCGCUUCCCGCGGGUCACACGCAUUCGGACGGAUAAGACUCCAAAGGAGGCAACGACACUACCGGAGCUGCGGAAGAUGUUCCAGAACUCUAGGGCAAAGCCCUUCGACCUGGACCUUGGCGAAGAUGAAGGCAGCAUCGGAAACGCUUCGUUCGCCUCGACAGACAAGUCGUCUUCGUCAGAGAAGCCCGCUUCGCCGUGGAAAAACAAGUCUUCAAAACGAUCUGACUCUCCCAAGCAGACCCCCUCAUUGGUUUUGAAACGAGAGCCUGAAGGCAGCGUCACGAACGCUUUGUUUUCCCCUACAGACAGGUCCGCUUCGGCCAGGAAAAACAUUUUUUCGAAAAAAUUUGAUUCUUCAAAGCAGACACCAUCAUUGGUUUUCAAGCGAGAGCCUACACCUGUUAACGAGCGUCAACAAGAAGGAGCACUAAAGAAUAUUGUCAAAGCCGAAGCAUCUGCAGAAAAGAACAAGAUUUGCGACUUUCCCGACGUCUUCACAGGUGUACGAAUGUGUCUUCCUCCAAGCAGGCUGCUAAGAAGGUACUUCGUUGCAUACAAUGACUCCACUGGCAAUAGCGGUUUGGCGGGCCUGACCCAGGGUCUCAAGCUGGCUUCCCAGGGUCUGUUCAGCGAGUCGUGCCUCUCACGACCACGUCUGUAUUGGAACUGUAAACCAGAAAAAAGAAUCCCGACAAAAGCCAUGGGCGACGCCGAAGAGGAUAAGCUGAGGCAGGUGAGCGUUUUUUUCAGGACCAAGUUCCAGAGUUGUUUCAAGAACUUCUACACUGCUGAAAAAGAUGUCCCUUCAGAUUUUGUGUACUCUAGUGAGCAUAAAGAAGCCAUUGUUCUCAUUUCAUAACCAUUGAGUCAUGAUGACCCAAUUUAAAGGGACACUAAAGGCAACUAUAAAGUCGACGUUUAGUGUUGAAAUAGUGGUCCAGAAACCCCGCAGUGUUACUUUUGUGGCAAGGAAGGGCCUAUUUUCAAAUAAAAUCACGUUUUAGUGGCCCGCAUUGGGUUAGCCAACUUCAAGUUACUCACCUCAAGAACCAAUCCAACUCACGUCACUGCUGUGCACAAUGUUGCUCGGCUUUACUGUGUGGUCGCUGACAUUGGUAGACAGAACGAAAGCAGCGAGAGCUGCAGCAACGGCCAUUGAUCAAUUUCCUGUCAUAAGCUCUGAAACUGCAGACGUGUUUUGGCUCAACUGGGCCCCACUAGAUGGCACGACAUGUCCACUGUUACCAUGUUAAAAU
Molecule: messenger RNA, 3660 nt
Organism: Rhipicephalus microplus (southern cattle tick)
Lineage: Eukaryota; Metazoa; Arthropoda; Arachnida; Ixodida; Ixodidae
Gene: DNAlig3
Product: DNA ligase 3
Biological process (GO): DNA recombination; DNA biosynthetic process; double-strand break repair
Cellular component (GO): nucleus; DNA ligase III-XRCC1 complex
Molecular function (GO): DNA binding; zinc ion binding; ATP binding
Source: RefSeq, a predicted model, not a curated record